CCGGCGGUGGGUGUAAGAGGACGCGCGCACCUUGCCUCGAGGUUGGUCACUUCUGCUUCAAGCCUGGGCCAGCAGCAGCCUGGAAAGCCAUCACCUCGAGGGAUCCUGAGUGGUGGCAGGGUCCACCAUCCAACCCAUUGGAGCGAGGAGAGCGCGGCCAGCGACGCCUUACUGUCAUGUGAUGUUUGUAUUUCCGAAGUUCACGACCGACUGCCCGCUGCUUUGUUGAGAGGCGCGUUGUAACUUUGACCUUUGUGGCAUGUGAUGCCCAUGUCUGCCCACUCUGAGGACGUCGCUGUGUAAUGAAAAGUAUAAUAAACUGUGAGUGACUGUGACAGUGAAAGGGGAUCGGCGCCCGCGUCCGCCAAGACUGUGUUCAGCGUGAACCAGCCUCACUUUUCUCCAGCCAGACCACCGAAAUAUAAUGUCCAUGUUGGUGCGACGAGGAACCAUGUGUCACCGCAACUCUUCGCGCCGCCUGCAGCGCAAGAACCAGCAGCAGAGGGCUGCGAUGCAGCUGCAGGGGCGGCCGGGCUCUGCCAAGGCUCGCUCCCCAGGCGUCUCGCAGCCUCAGACGCCUGCUGGGGGACCGUCCUCUUCGAAAGGGGUGACGCCAUCCACCAGCAGAGAUGGCGUCCGGAGCUCAGAAGGCGGCGGGGGACUGUCAGGAAGGCCUUGGUCUGAACCUACAUCCCGCCGUUCCUCUCAAGGCUUCAAUAGUGUAAGUCCCUCCUUCUCGUUACUCCCCUGCCACUAACCCCUGUCCUCAGCCGUGCCUUGUGAACUUGAGAACUGAAGGUACGAUAUUUGUCAACCCGCGAGUGGUGAGGGUUACGGGAGGUUGUUGCUCUGACCUGCCGCUAACUUUU
Messenger RNA from Scylla paramamosain (green mud crab), 869 nucleotides. RefSeq lists its product as uncharacterized. Bases 425 to 757 code for a protein of 110 amino acids. The transcript is spliced from 3 exons. Lineage: Eukaryota; Metazoa; Arthropoda; Malacostraca; Decapoda; Portunidae. The record is from RefSeq and is a predicted model, not a curated record.